Messenger RNA from Funneliformis geosporum, 279 nucleotides. The record is from the annotation of a GenBank genome assembly. NCBI's taxonomy places the organism in Eukaryota, Fungi, Glomeromycota, Glomeromycetes, Glomerales, Glomeraceae.
AGAAUCAUUAUUUUUAGCGGGCUUCAUAGUGGUUCUGCUGAAAUAACGAAUUCUCUUAGAGAAUUGUUAUUUUUAGCGGACUCCUAUAGUAGUUUCGCCAAAAUAAUGAAUUCUCUUAGAGAAUCAUUAUUUUUAGCGGGUUCCCAUAGUGUGGUGAUAUCAAAUUCCCAUAGUGAGUCUGCCAAAAUAACGAAUUAUCUUAGAGAAUCGUUACUUUUAACCAGUUCUCAUAGCGGGUCUGCUAAAAUUACGAUUUCUCUUAGAGAAUCAUCAAAUUUG